UUAAUGUAUACUACCCUGUUCGGGGCGUGAGGUUUAUACUUUAUGCAUUUGUACUGUACAUCCUCACUGCGGUGCCUCUCUGGCCAAGUAAAAGGAUAGUUACAGCUUAUAGCCAACGAGUGGGCUUGGGCUGCAACCGAACGGCUGGGUGUCGGUACAGCUGCAGCCGCCGCCGCUGAAAAAUCUUAAGCGAGCAGGACAGCGGCCCAAAAAGCCCACGCGUUCGGCUGCAGGCAACGGCCAGCGCUCCACCCCCUACGCCCCCUGCUCUCGUCGACCCCCACCGCACGCCGCCGUCCCCAAAGCAGCCUCUCGCCGCCGUUGUUCCGUCGACGCGCAUCGCCUCCUUCGUCUUCCCUUCGCCGACUGAACCCUAGCCGCCGCGCGACCCCACGGCCGUCGACCCACCUACCCGCCGUGCUGCCGUCGAUCCCCCACAACAGCUCCGCCCCCGCCCCAAUCGGCGACGCGCAUCCGUUUCUCGGCCGCCGCGCUGCACCUCCUUCGUCAUAUGUGAGUUGGUAUAUGUGUUUCCGGGUUCAGGGGCCGGCGGUGCAGGGGCAGUCCGGCUUCAUUGAACCGGGACUGUGCAUGCCGUCACCCCAAAUCUUCUUUCAGGACUACCUUGAGCUCCAUCCGCAGCAUGGCUGUUUCAAUAUAACUUGUUUUAGAGUCAGAUCGAAGUGAAUCAUCUGUCUGUUCACUUCGGUGUUUAUUUAUUUUUAUGUGGAUUGUUUAUGUAUGGCUGAAAUUCCACCCCCCCCCUCUCUCAAAGUUUCUACAUCUUCCAUGGCACUCGUUGUGAUGUGUGGGCAGCCACGCAGCGGCAAAUCAGCAGCUGCUGCUUGCCUUGCUGCUGCGCUGCGCUCCUCCUCAACCGACCUUACUGUCCGUAUCAUUGACGAGUCAUCGCUCCAUCUUGGACGCAAUGAUAGCUACAAAGAUAUGGUUGUCGAGAAAAACUUGAGAGGAGUUCUUAGAUCAGAAGUUGACAGGUCCGUGUCACGUGACAGCAUAAUUAUUGUCGACUCUUUGAACAAUAUUAAGGGGUACCAAUAUGAGCUGUGGUGUCUUGCGCGUGCAUCUGGAGUAAGAUAUUGUGUGCUUUUUUGUGAUACAGAAGUGGACCAUUGUAGGGAAUGGAACAGCAACCGCCAGGAGAAAGAAGAACGAGCAUAUGAUAGUAAUAUAUUUGAAGAUCUUGUGAGGAGAUUUGAGAAGCCAGAUAGGCGUAAUCGUUGGGAUUCCCCUCUUUUUGAAUUGUUUCCAUCUAGAGGUGCGAACAACAUUAAUUCCCUGUAUGAGAUGGACAAAGCAACACAGGAGGUGGUGAAUGCAGUUGUUGAAGCACAAUCCUGUGGUCUUGAGCUUGCCAUGAACAAGAUUUCUAUUGGACCAAACUUGCCAACUAUCAAUCUUCAAAGAUCUGUUGGCCUGCCUGAGCUCCGAAGCCUGCGACGAACUUUCAUCAAGCUGGCUGGGCAGUACAGCCUGAGUGGCUCACCACCGCCGACUGAUGCUGAUAGCGCAAAGAGGAUGUUUGUCGACUACUUAAACAGCGAAGUUGGUGCUUGAAGAUUUUUCCUCUCAAGCACAACAUGUGGAACUACUGAAGGAGAAGCAACAACAUACAGAACAAUAUAUAGAUAGUGUUUGGUUGGCUCAAAUGUAAUAUAAUCUGAUUACUGAAGGUAACGAAUCCCAUUAAAUAUGUUUGAUUGUGAUGGUCUGUAAUCAAUUGAUACUGUAAUCGAAUCCCUUACCUAAAUAAUAUCAAAUAAUAUCUAUACAAGCAUGC
Molecule: messenger RNA, 1798 nt
Organism: Setaria italica (foxtail millet)
Lineage: Eukaryota; Viridiplantae; Streptophyta; Magnoliopsida; Poales; Poaceae
Product: protein KTI12 homolog
Exons: 8
Coding region: 742-1575 (277 amino acids)
Source: RefSeq, a predicted model, not a curated record